GAAAAUAACCUCAUUUAUUGUUGACAUUGUUGCACUGUAGUCAGUGCGAUUUAAAUUUUAUUUAAAGAAUUUAUUAAUACAACCAUGUCCGAAACACAAGUUGGAUUCCUGUGCAAAGCAGCGGCGUCUUUACAACGAGCUGAAAAUAAUGACACCCUAACAUUUUUAAGAAGUUAUUACUUAAUGCGGUGUAAAGAAGUAACAAAAGGAUAUGGCCUUCCAGAAAAGCAGUUUUCUUCUAAAGUGAGAUGUUCACGUUGUUGCCUUGAAUGGCAAAAAGGAACUGAAAUAAAAAUUAAAUCUGUAAAGCUCAGUAAGAAACAAAGACAAAGAAUAAAAUCUCAGAAAGUAAGAAAAGAUAAUAGAGUAAAUAGUAGAAAAGAGUUGCUACAUAGUAAUGAAAUAAUACAACUCUGUACCUUUUGUAAACAAAGUACAGUUACAUUUGUUCCAAAACCAGAAAAGGUUACAAAAAUAAUUACAAAACCAGCCAACAAUGAAAGCUUAAAUAUAAAUAAAUUACUAUCUAAUGCAGAUACUAAAAUAACAGUUAAUUUAAAGAAAACAAAAACAACCAAAACAAAUGAAACUAAAACCUCUAAAGUACCAGAUCCUAAAAAGAAUGAAGUUAAUGUCUAUAGUAUUACAAAAGAUGUAUUUUCAUUAUGUAACAAUAAAAAUAAUCUACCUAGUGCACAAAAGGAAGAAAAGAAGAUUAUCAAAAAUAAUAAAAAGAAGAAAGAUAAGUUUGCUGGCUUAUGUCAAAAGGCGGUCAUAGCAUCAGCCAAACUGAAGGAAGCAAAAGAUAAACAGAAUAAGUUGAAUUUAUUUCUAAAACCAUCUUCUUAGAUUUAUAAAUACAGCUAUAUAUAAAUACAGCUAUAUAUGAAAA
Molecule: messenger RNA, 892 nt
Organism: Pectinophora gossypiella (pink bollworm)
Lineage: Eukaryota; Metazoa; Arthropoda; Insecta; Lepidoptera; Gelechiidae
Exons: 4
Coding region: 85-849 (254 amino acids)
Source: RefSeq, a predicted model, not a curated record